AACAAGAAGAAGUCGCGCUUGCGCUCGUGCUGCCCUGCACGCUGGACUCAGCUCGCUCUCGAUACGGAACAGCCUCUUCCUACUAGCAGCUCCUAGUACUAAUAGCAAAGAUGGCGGCAGCAGCGAAUCGCGGUGUCCCGUAUAGCACCCUUUGUCCCAAGUUUCUUCACACCAACUCCACAAGCCACACCUGGCCUUUCAGUGCUAUAGCUGAGCUCAUAGACAAUGCCUAUGAUCCAGAUGUCAGUGCCAAGCAGUUUUGGAUUGAUAAGACUAUGAUCAAAAAGGAAGAAUGCCUGUCGUUUAUGGAUAAUGGAAAUGGACUGGACUAUGAAACUAUACAUAAAAUGCUCAGCUUUGGAUACAGUGACAAAGCUGCUGUCAAUGGUGUCCAGCCAAUUGGAAUCUAUGGCAAUGGCUUCAAGUCUGGAUCGAUGCGUCUUGGCAAAGAUGCCAUCGUCUUUUCUAAGUCAAAAAGCACGGCAUGUGUUGGGAUGCUCUCACAGACCUACCUGGAAAAGAUUGGUGCUACACAAAUAAUUGUACCAAUUGUUUGCUUUGAGCAGACAAGAUCAAAUCAAUUCUUUGUAAAAGACAAGUACAAAGCCAGCCUGCAGGACAUCCUGAGCUAUUCCCCUUUCACAACUCAGGAGGAGCUUAUCACUGAACUCAAUGCCAUCAGUCACCCUUCUUGCCCAGAAAACACCGGUACACGGAUCAUCAUCUGGAGCCUCCGCAGGACAACUAAUGGGAUGUUGGAGUUUGAUUUUGUGAAGGAUCGUUAUGAUGUUCGAAUUCCAGACGAUGUUUGUGAGGCCAUGAAGAAUAGUAAUCAGAAUCCAGACAGGGCAGCAUCAUACAUCCCUGAAAGUGUUUACUCACUGCGGGCCUACUGCAGCAUUCUGUAUCUAAAGCCUCGGAUGCAGGUUGUCAUACGUGGUCAAAAGGUGAAGUCUCAGCUCAUUGCCAAGAGUCUGGCCAGCCGCAGAAAGGACUACUACAAACCUGUUUUUCUGGACAAAAAAAAGAUUACUAUUACUUUUGGGUAUAACACCAAGAAUAAAGAGCAGUAUGGCAUUAUGAUGUAUCACAAGAAUCGUCUCAUCAAAGCCUAUGAACAUGUCGGCUGUCAACUAAAGGCCAACAACCAAGGUGUUGGGGUCAUUGGAGUAAUAGAGUGCAACUUUCUGGAUCCUACCCACAAUAAGCAGAGCUUUAUUGAGUCAGACAAGUACAGGAAAACUAUGAGUAAUCUAGGGACCAAACUGGAGGAGUACUGGAAAGAAAUGCGUUACACAUGGAACAGUAAACAUCCAAACAGCACUAUAACAGUAGAAGACGCCAUGAAGCGACCAGAUCAAAACUGGGUGCAGUGUGAUCAAUGUUUGCAAUGGCGCAAACUCCCAGAUGGGAUAGACUGUAACAAACUCCCAGAUAAAUGGUUCUGUUAUAUGAAUCCUAAUCCUCAAUUCAGGAGCUGCAGUGUGCAGCAAGAGCUUGAGGACUCUGAUGAUGAGCAGACCACAAACCGCAAGACCUAUAAACUAAAAGAGAAGGAGAACAAAGAGAAGGAAAGACAAAGGGAGGAGGCGGCACGAAAACAUCAAGAACAGCAGCGUCUCGCUGCCCUUUCUAAUAAAAAGCAUAUUACACAGCAAAAAGAAAAGCUCAAAUGGCAGCUACAGCAAACCACUAUGGAUUGCCCUUCCACUUCCCAAACCCCAAGAUUUACCAUGGAUUCUGUACAGGGGGGUGCUGCAAGGGCUGAGUCCACCCCACUGACGUCCUCCAUUAUUUCUCAGGCUGCCUUUAUCCCCUCCAGUUACAGUGGUCUUCCAGUGAUCACUGAUGUAUGCUCUCUGUCACCAGACCACCAGAGGGGAAAACGAGCACAACCUGUUACUCCACAAACAACACCCAAAAGACCAAGAGUAAAUAUUUUACAGCAGCUCACUUCAGGUACCCCCUCAUCAGUGAAUGUGAGCCCACUACCCUCCCCAUCAAUGCCUGCUGAUCAUAACUCUGCUGAUGAUGACAUUGUCAUCUUGGAGACUCUCAGUACUCCCAAGCCAAAGAAGCCUGACUAUGAUUUAAAUAAAGUAAAGACGGAGAACCAGCAAAGUGACAGGGAUGUUGGUAUGGUCAUGGAGUGUACCGAUGAUGCUGCAGUGGAAGUCAAAUUAGAGACAAAUGUUUCAGGAACAAGCUCUGCAGGGUCGCCAGCUGCGGCAAGCAGUCCCUCACCAGUGCCUCCUACAGAGCAAACCAGUGCCACCACUCAGACAGAAGUGUUACAAGUGAAGAAGGAAGAGAAUGACCAAACUCAAACUGAGGAGAGAGCAGGUCAGAGUACAUCUAAUAAAGAUGCUCUGUAUGAGAAACAGGAAGGGGGCACCCUGCAAAAGGGAGUAAAAGAUCCUCCGGAAAGUGAUGAUGCAGUCUGGGAAGAUACCCGUGAUAAUCAAUUCUCCCCACCUCACCAUGCCAGUAUCACAGAGGUACAACAACAACAAGACCAGCUCCUGCAGAUGAUGCAAGAGACUGCUCAAGAGAGAGACUCAUUUAAAGAACAGGUUACUAACCUGACAUGCCAACUGAAGGACAUGGAGAGAAAGCUGCAGGAACUGUCUCAAGUCAGUGUAAAGAAAGAGUGCGAUCACCAGGAGACCCAGACAGAGGAGACCAUGGAAAACGAGGGUGGGGGGAAGUACAAAAUUAUGCUUGAGAAAGCCAAAAAGAAAAUUGAAGAAUUGAUUGAGGAGAAACAUGCUUUACUAGCGGCUACUGGGCGCAUGGCCAGCACUAAUCCAGGCGAGGAAACGGAUGACCUUGCCCUUCAACUGGAUCGUCUGCUCAGGGAACUGGAUCAAACAAAUAAGGAGAAGGACGAUCUACUUGCACAGUUGGCUAGUCUGGAGAAGGAAAGAGCAAACCUGGCAUCUGAGUGUGAAAACCUUAGAUUGAGCCACCAGCACAAGAGAGAAAACGCACAAGAUGGGAACGUAACUCCAGAAAGAGCCACUGGUUCCUCUAUACAGUCUGACCUGCAAGAGGCAGGAGGGAGAGACGCAGAUCCUAGCUUUGAUACUUUAAAAAGGUUUAGGGAACUCCGGGAGAACAUCGGACGCCUUCUUAUCUCAUACGUGCCAGAUCUGGAAGAAAACUACAACAGCAAUAUGGUGGAUGAGUUUCUGGAACACAUAGCCAUGCAGCAGUCUGCAUCUUUGUCAUCAGGGGUGCAAGCAAGAAAUCAGUGUGAAUAAAUCAGAUUACAGACUUACGAUCUGUACUCUGCCUGUAAAUAUGUAAGACAGAUUACUGUGAAUCAUAACCUUUUGAGGUACAUAUUUAAAGAUUUUUAUAUUUUUGUGCAGCUCUGCACUAUAUUUGUAAAAGCAAUAAAAUAUACCUAAAUAUACAUGCACAAGUACAUUUCAGAAAACA
Molecule: messenger RNA, 3444 nt
Organism: Betta splendens (Siamese fighting fish)
Lineage: Eukaryota; Metazoa; Chordata; Actinopteri; Anabantiformes; Osphronemidae
Gene: morc3a
Product: MORC family CW-type zinc finger 3a
Exons: 19
Coding region: 111-3263 (1050 amino acids)
Cellular component (GO): PML body; nucleus
Molecular function (GO): ATP hydrolysis activity; zinc ion binding
Source: RefSeq, a predicted model, not a curated record